Messenger RNA from Danaus chrysippus (African queen), 555 nucleotides. NCBI's taxonomy places the organism in Eukaryota, Metazoa, Arthropoda, Insecta, Lepidoptera, Nymphalidae. The record is from the annotation of a GenBank genome assembly.
AUGCCCAAAAUAAUUUAUAAAAAUUACGAAGGACUUUUGCCUGAAGCAUUAAGGACGAAGUGCGUUCGGUGUACAGAGAGACAGAAAAAAAUCGCUGUCAAAAUUAUCAAACGUUUGAAGAUCGAGUAUCCUGACGAAUGGGCGAAAUUGCAGUCCAAGUGGGACCCGACUGGCGACUUUACCAGAUACUUUGAAGUCUUCCUAGCUAAUGAGCAGUUUAAUUCAAUUUCCGGAGAGGGUAACGAGCCAUCUAUGCCAUCGCUACCAUCGCUACCACCUCUACCACCUCAAACGAGCUCACCACAGCCAGCGACCACAGCCCCAACCCCACCACGGCCGUUGCUGCUGAACAGACCUACACCAGUGUCGUGGGCUAACGCCGGUUCCGAAUCAAUGCCAACCCGUUUCACAUUACGACCGACCAAAUCCGAACUGCCUCUGCCAUAUUCUACAGCAAUAACUUUGAUUGAUCAAAUCGGUAUUAAAAUUAUAAGAACAACAGAACUCGUCACAGAUAUAUUAAAGAACACAGUACGAGCCGUUGUUGGACGAUGA